AUGAAACCUCGGCACCAAGGGUCCCUGUACUGCCUCUUUCCUGACCACCAUGUGGAAAAGUACUUUGACCAGGUGGACAUCUCCAAUGGCUUGGAUUGGUCCCUGGACCACAAAAUCUUCUAUUACAUAGACAGCCUGUCCUACUCCGUGGAUGCUUUUGACUAUGACUUGCACACAGGAAAGAUCUCCAACCGCAGAAGUGUUUACAAGCUGGAGAAAGACGAACAAAUCCCAGAUGGAAUGUGUAUUGAUGCCGAGGGGAAGCUCUGGGUGGCCUGUUAUGAUGGAGGAAGAGUGAUUCGUUUAGAUCCUGAGACAGGGAAAAGACUCCAAACUGUGAAGUUGCCUGUGGAUAAAACUACCUCCUGUUGCUUUGGAGGGAAGGAUUACUCAGAAAUGUACGUGACCUGUGCCCGGGAUGGAAUAGGCCCUGAGGAUCUUUUGCGGCAACCUAAAGCUGGUGGAAUUUUCAAGAUAACUGGCCUGGGGGUCAAAGGAAUUCCUCCCUAUCCUUUUGUAGGCUAAGUGACAGGCCUUCUUUCCUACUGGAGGAAACUUUGCAGACAGCUAGAAAAUUCUGGAGCUGAAAUUUCAAUCUACUUACCAAAAACUGAAGCAAUGCUGUUAUAACAGAAUUACAUUUUUAUUUACUAUUUUUAAAUGUAGAGAUUUUUAACAAGGAGUGGCAGAUGGGUUUGAUAACAUACUAUAAGGUCUUCUGCAAAGGUACUAUAAAAAUGUCAAGAAUUGUUCAACUGUCAACCAGCCUCUUGAUUCUUUACAAAUUGCUGGUGGACAGGGGUAGAGGGAAGAGACUAUACCUGUUCUUUAUUCUGCAAUUCAUACAUACUAUACCUAAAGCCUCAAACUAAUAAAUAGCAAUCUGAUAAAGAUCUACUACAAUUAUGUUCCUUUUUAUUUUCAUCAUAAUCUUAUAAAAUGUGCUGCAAUGGUAACCUACCUUCAUCUUACUCUUCCUAUAUAUUAUUUUAAAAAUUAAAUAAUGCUAGAGGAUGUGAAUUAAACACUUUGGCAACAUCCAUGGUUCCAACUGCCACCUCGUAGAUAUAAAAGUAAUAUAUUACUUUGGAAAGAAUAUUUUUUAAAUUGCUUUAUUGAGUUAUAAUUGACCUAUACAUACUUAAAGUACACAAUUUGAUAAGUUUGUUCCCACAAGCAAGAUAAUUAAUCUAUCCACUACCCCCAAGACUUUCCCUGUAUCCCUUUGUAAUCCUUUCCUUUGGUUCCUCUGUAUGCCUGCUCACUUUCCAAAGAAAUCACUGAUCUGAUCUAUGUCACUAUACAUUAGCCUUAAAAUUUAUUU
Messenger RNA from Myotis lucifugus (little brown bat), 1324 nucleotides. It is a transcript of the gene RGN, whose product is annotated as regucalcin. Bases 1 to 525 code for a protein of 174 amino acids. Gene Ontology annotation, biological process: L-ascorbic acid biosynthetic process. Gene Ontology annotation, molecular function: gluconolactonase activity; calcium ion binding; enzyme regulator activity. The transcript has 5 exons. NCBI's taxonomy places the organism in Eukaryota, Metazoa, Chordata, Mammalia, Chiroptera, Vespertilionidae. The record is from RefSeq and is a predicted model, not a curated record.